AUGGCAAAUGAAAUACUAGAUCCAAUCUUUAGAUUAUACGAUCCAAUUCGUUAUUCGUUUAACAAGAAAAAAGAGGAUUAUAUUAUCAGCUCACCCACUGUUGGUUCUAAAUCCCAAUUGAAUGAUGGUGGUAGAAUUACCUUCGAAAUAAAUUCAUUAUCGAAUUGGUUGCUUCUUUCCGAUGCUUAUUUCAGAUGCGAUUUCAAAAUUAAAGAAGCCACUCAGAAUCAAGUUCCACAAACAAUGAAACCAGAAACUUUAGUUAUGAAAAUAAUAGAAGCUAUUGAAACAGCUUCACCAACUACAAUAACUUAUAAUGGUAAAAAAAUCAGCAUAACUAAAAGACUUAUUGAUAAAUACAAAAAUUGUAAAGUCAGAGACGAUAUAGAUUUAGAAAGAAUUGACGCGAACGCAAAAGAAGGUGGAUUUAUAUUUUCUCUACCUUUAAUAUUUGCUGGUAUUACCGCGGCGGCUACAGUGGCUGGUGCUACAGCUGGUGGAAUAAAAACUGCCAACGCAAAGAAAGCUGCUAUUGCAGAAGUUGCUGCUACAAAAGCUGCCAACAAAAAGAACGCAGCCGAACAACGUAGACAUAAUUUAAAAAUGGAAAAGUUGGCAGCAGAGAUUGAAAAACCUAAAACGGAAAAGAAAGGUUCAGGAGUGGGAGAAAUGAUAGGCACAAUGAAAGAAUUUGGAAAAAGAUUUAGUGAAGAAACCAAGAAAACUGUUAAACAAGGAUUAAAUAAAUUAGUAGAUAGUAUUGACACGGGAGAAAUCAAAGUCAAACAUAAGGGUAAUGGAAUAUUUUUAAAAAAUAUACGCACUGGAGAAGGAAUAUAUCUUUCGAAGUAUAAAGGAGAAGGAGUGAUUUUUGGAACAAAUUAA
Molecule: messenger RNA, 885 nt
Organism: Lottia gigantea (owl limpet)
Lineage: Eukaryota; Metazoa; Mollusca; Gastropoda; Lottiidae
Exons: 1
Coding region: 1-885 (294 amino acids)
Source: RefSeq, a predicted model, not a curated record